AUGAGCAUGCCAUCAUCUCCAAGGCCUCAAAUGUUACGACACCCCAGUCACAUUCACCCUCUUUUCGAGUUCCACCUACCCGUAGGGGGUGAAUUCAUCUGCGAUGGUUGCAGGACCUGUGGUUACGAGAAGAGCUACAGGUGCACCUAUUGCAAUUUUGAUCUUCAUGAAUAUUGCGCCUCUUGUCCCAAAAAGCUCCGAUCUGGCUUGCACGUGCAUGAGUUAACACUUGUCAGCCUUGUUGGCACCCGCAAAGUGUGUGACAUAUGUGAAGAGUGUGCUGACGGGCUUUUCUAUGCAUGUAACGUUUGUGACUUCAACGUGCAUCCAGUUUGCACACAAAUUCCGACGAAGUUGCAGCACGGCCACCUCCCUAACCAUUCCUUGACACUUCGGCAGCCAAGGAUGUCCAGUAGGUGCGUGGUUUGUUGGGAUGCUUGCACAUCAUGGCGUUACGGGUGUGAUAUUUGCCAAGUGGAUGUGCACUUGGACUGCGUUUAUGAGCCAUUUUAUGAUCUCCAGACCCCACCUCGAUCUUCCCCUCGCUCCACCCGAGCGAACAUGGGCCCACGACAGUUUAUGGGUGGUUUCCAUGGUUUUCCUAUGAUGGCUCCUAACCAAGGACAAAUGGGCCAUCGUGCCGCCCACAAUGGCAAUCAAGGUCGUAGGAGGAGGAACAUUAUCUCCGCUGUGGCCAGGUUAGGUGCUCAAGUGCUGUUUAGUUCUGUGGUUGGUGUGAUGCCAUUUUCUACAGGAGACUUUUGGGGAUCUUAG
Molecule: messenger RNA, 774 nt
Organism: Populus euphratica (Euphrates poplar)
Lineage: Eukaryota; Viridiplantae; Streptophyta; Magnoliopsida; Malpighiales; Salicaceae
Exons: 1
Coding region: 1-774 (257 amino acids)
Source: RefSeq, a predicted model, not a curated record